Messenger RNA from Pogona vitticeps (central bearded dragon), 1657 nucleotides. NCBI's taxonomy places the organism in Eukaryota, Metazoa, Chordata, Lepidosauria, Squamata, Agamidae. The record is from RefSeq and is a predicted model, not a curated record.
AAAUGUCCUUUCUGUUCUUUUCCUUUUCAGAGCAGACAUUGCCUUGAUCGGACUGGCCGUCAUGGGCCAGAAUCUCAUCCUGAACAUAAACGAUCACGGCUUCGUGGUCUGUGCAUUCAACAGGACUGUCUCCAAAGUGGACGAUUUCCUAGCCAAAGAAGCCAAGGGGACAAAAGUGAUCGGCGCUCACUCGCUGGAAGAGAUGGUCUCAAAGCUGAAGAAACCACGCCGGAUCAUCCUCUUGGUGAAAGCUGGGAGCGCGGUGGAUGAUUUCAUCAACAAACUGGUGCCACUGUUGAGUCCUGGGGAUAUCAUUAUUGAUGGUGGAAAUUCUGAGUAUAGAGACUCGACGAGGCGCUGCAAGGAGCUCAAGGAGAAAGGCAUCUUGUUCGUGGGGAGCGGGGUUAGCGGUGGCGAAGAGGGGGCCAGGUACGGCCCCUCACUUAUGCCAGGGGGAGCCAAAGAGGCAUGGCCUCAUAUCAAGACCAUCUUUCAGAGCAUCGCGGCCAAAGUAGGCACCGGGGAACCCUGUUGUGACUGGGUAGGAGAUGAAGGGUCCGGCCAUUUCGUGAAGAUGGUGCACAAUGGGAUUGAGUACGGGGACAUGCAGCUGAUCUGCGAGGCCUACCACCUCAUGAAGGACGUGUUGGACAUGGACCAUGACGAAAUGGCCAAGGUCUUUGAGGAAUGGAACAAGACGGAACUGGACUCCUUCCUGAUAGAGAUCACGGCCAACAUCUUGAAGUACCGGGACGCCGAUGGCAAGCAUCUGCUCCCCAAAAUCCGGGACAGCGCCGGCCAGAAGGGCACCGGGAAGUGGACGGCCAUCUCGGCCCUGGAGUACGGGGUUCCUGUCACUCUCAUUGGGGAAGCUGUCUUUGCCCGGUGCUUGUCUUCCCUUAAAGACGAACGAGUACAGGCAAGCAAGGUGCUGAAUGGACCCAAAGCGAGCAAGUUCAGCGGAAAUAAAACAGCAUUUCUGGAGGACAUUCGCAAAGCCCUCUAUGCUUCCAAGAUCAUUUCCUAUGCGCAAGGCUUCAUGUUAUUCCGUCAGGCCGCCAAAGAGUUUGGCUGGACACUGAAUUACGGCUCCAUCGCCCUGAUGUGGCGGGGUGGCUGCAUCAUCCGAAGCGUGUUUCUGGGCAAAAUCAAAGAAGCGUUUGACCGAAAUCCUGACCUCCAGAACCUACUCCUGGAUAACUUUUUUAAGACAGCUGUGGAGAACUGUCAGGAGUCGUGGCGACGUGCCAUCAGCACUGGCGUACAGCUGGGGAUCCCGAUGCCAUGCUUUACCACGGCGCUCUCUUUCUACGAUGGGUACAGACAUGGGACCCUCCCAGCGAACCUGAUUCAGGCUCAACGGGAUUAUUUUGGUGCCCAUACGUACGAACUGGUGUCGAAACCGGGCGAAUUCAUUCAUACCAACUGGACCGGGCACGGGGGCUCUGUCUCCUCUUCCGCGUAUAACGCCUAGAUUAAAGAAGAUCAAACCCAAAAGUCAACCUACUGUAGAGCUGUAACAUUCCUUCUCUGCUGGCUGUUGGAUCUGUAUAAUGAGCACUUUUCCUAGAAAUAAAUGUUAGGGAUUGCUGUUGUUUUUUUGUAAAGAAAUUGUUACGUCUUGUAAAAGAGCAAAUAUUAAACGAACAAAAAAAAA